This is a messenger RNA of Oreochromis niloticus (Nile tilapia), 1889 nucleotides long. RefSeq lists its product as uncharacterized. The coding region runs from base 354 to 1436 and encodes 360 amino acids. NCBI's taxonomy places the organism in Eukaryota, Metazoa, Chordata, Actinopteri, Cichliformes, Cichlidae. The transcript is spliced from 8 exons. The record is from RefSeq and is a predicted model, not a curated record.
GCAACAUGACAUACCAGCGGCGGGAAGGGGGCGUUAUCUUUUCGCGCCACUGAGACAAAGGAGACAAAGAUGGAGGUUACGUCGCCUAGUAUGUUGUCAGACCUUACACACGCAUAUGACAACUUAGAAUCUGUCAAAGUCCUUGUAGCCACUUUUAUAGAUGAGAAAGAGAUUUGUAAAAAAAUUCUUCAUGUCAGCAGUGCCAAAGACAUCAUAGGUCAAAGCCAAGCUCAGCACAUGGGCUGUGUGCUUGAUAGGUUGCUAAAGUAUAACACUGAUUUGAUUUUGACAGUGAGGUAGACGUUAAGGACUUUGAUAGAUUCCAUAUCUUCCUGUCAGCCACAGGGCCACCGAUGGAAACCUCUCUUGGGGAGAUUAGACAAAAUCAGUCUACCAUUACCACUGAAGAACAAAGUCAACCCCUGAAGUCACUACUCAAGAGGAAAGCCCCACAGAUUCUUAAGGAGUAUGAAACUACAGGUACCCUGUCAGUGCCAUCGAGGAAGCUUCUUGUGAAGACUUGCAUUGGGGAUUUGGUGGAGAGGUGUGGUUAUUACCCUCUUAGGGCAGAGAAGCUGACUAUAGCAAAAAGCAUCAUCACCACUUUUCCAUCCCUGAGUGUCCGAGUGGCAGGACAGGGGGAAGGAUUUGAGCAUUAUUAUGAUCCAGUCUCCCAUUAUGGAUUCCUAGAGACUAAACUGCGCAACCUUAGAUGGAAUCUCGACCAGGGGCAGAGACGUUAUAAGAAGCGAAAAGUGACAGAUGACUGUGGUGAAGACAAGAAGCUCAGGCAAGAGGAUGGGAAUACCAGCAGCACAGAUGAGUGGGUCUCUUUGAUCAAAAGAUUGCGGCCCUCAGCUGAGAACCUUCCAACUAUCAUGUCAGGCAUGGAGGAAACAUACACCAGUCGCAGAGCCUGGAUUAGCAAGGACUCCCCGACUGCUGCUGAAAUAUUCAGAGAGUACCCACGGUUUUUGGACAUGCCAAGUCUGUUUGGCAAGCUUACAGGAGGAAAGACGGAUCUGUUUUUACGAAAAUGGGAAGCCAGUAUCAUUCCGAAAAUCAAAUCAGUAGCUGCCCUGGAAACAAGAGUGUCCUCUCUGUUGAAGGAUUUUGAAGAGAAGACUGAAGAUGAGGCUUGUUACACUGCCCAUGUGGUGUUAACACACCUGCUCCCACCAGUUGGUGCCAGUCGUUGCAGCCUUAAAUCAGCAAUAACGCACUUGGUUGAUUUUGCACUGCCUGGAACAAGUAUGGCAUCGCUUUGCAGUGAUCCUGAAGCAUCAUCCACAACACACCAACCCCAGCUGAUAUGCAUUGGUGAUCUAAAGACUGCAACCAAGCAGUACAUCAUUGUUGCUAAGAAUGACAAAGUAACCAUUCCUCUGAAUGAUGGCCUGAUGUGUGCUGUGGAUGAGCUUUUCAAACUGUACUGAGUAUGUAACUUGUCCUAUCCAGCACCGCUUGUCUUCACCUUCUUUGAGUUUGUCUAUGACCUGCCGCUGUCCACCCAAAGGAAAACCAAAGUACUGGAGCUGAUUGCACAGAUUAAAGCAUGCAAGUAAAAUGUUCACCUGUCCAAAAUGUAGAGAGUCUCUGUUCACAGAGGUGAGAAACCUCAUUUGGCAUCUUCGUCAAAUACACUGCUUAUCACAUGGACAAAACUUGAAAAUUAUAUGUAGCCAAGAUGGCUGCCCAAGGACGUAUUAUAACUUAAAUUCAUUUUCAAAGCACCUGCAUAGAUCUCAUUCUACUUCAUCUUAAAUGGAUGCUGACUCAGUUCAACCUUCUUACCAAGGAGAGACAUCAAACAGUUCAGUUGAAACUGAUGAUCUAGUUCCUGAUGUUUUGGAGAUGCCCAGUGAUGUAGCAGGUGCAGUAUCAAAGUU